Messenger RNA from Musa acuminata AAA Group (dessert banana), 2851 nucleotides. Its product is annotated as arginine decarboxylase-like. Gene Ontology annotation, biological process: spermidine biosynthetic process; L-arginine catabolic process. Lineage: Eukaryota; Viridiplantae; Streptophyta; Magnoliopsida; Zingiberales; Musaceae. The transcript has a single exon. The record is from RefSeq and is a predicted model, not a curated record. Gene Ontology annotation, molecular function: arginine decarboxylase activity. The coding region runs from base 449 to 2605 and encodes 718 amino acids.
CCCCCGUCCUCGCCUCCGACUCUCGCCCGGUUCCCCUCCCUCUUACUCUUAUUUAUAGCUCUGCCCCGUUAGGUUUCUCGUUAGGGUUCCGUCACCCUCCGCCGUCUCCUUCUAUUGCUCCGCCUCCCUCGGUCCAUUCAUCUGAGGUUGUGGCUGGGCCGACCGUGGUUGGUUUCGCGGAUACCCAGCGACCUCUGCGGCUUGCGUUUCGCGUGGGCGUUUGAUCGAUUUCUUAGCCUCCCCCGUGUUCUGACGGACCGGCGUGGGGAUUCCGUGGUCGUCUGAGGUCGCGCCAGGGUUCUUCUUCUUUAUAACAGACCCUUCCUGCUUCGUUUGGGGGGGUGGCCGGGGCUCCGGCCUCGGCGGCUUGCAAAGCCCCCAUCUUGACAUCGAGAUCUGAAGGCGUAGCGUUCUUUUUAUCUUUGGUUGCGGCUGCGAACGGGAAGAGAUGCCGGCCCUCGCGUGCGUAGAUGCUGCAGUGCCGCCUCCUGGCUACGGCUUCGCGUGGGGCGGCGCUCUUCCCGCGCCGGGGGCAUUCCCCGGCGGCGCUCCGACGACGGCGGGCGGUGCCACCUCCGACUGGACCUCCCCGUGGUCCACCGACCACUCUGCGGCGCUCUACCGGAUCAACGGGUGGGGCGCUCCCUACUUCUGCGUCAACGCCGCCGGCGACAUCGCCGUCCGGCCACACGGCGCCGCCACCCUCCCCCACCAGGAGAUCGACCUGAUGAAGGUGGUGAAGAAGGCCUCCGACCCCAAGUCCGCUGGCGGGAUCGGUCUUCGCCUACCGCUUCUCGUGCGCCUUCCUGACGUCCUCAAGCACCGGCUCCAGUCCCUGCACGCCGCCUUCGACUUCGCCAUCCGAUCCAACGGCUACGGCUCCCGCUACCAGGGUGUCUACCCUGUCAAGUGCAACCAGGAUAGGUACAUAGUGGAGGACAUCGUGGAGUUCGGGUCGCCGUUCGGGUUCGGCCUCGAGGCCGGAUCGAAGGCGGAACUCCUCCUCGCCAUGAACUGCCUCACGAGGGCGAGCCCGGAGGCGUUCCUCAUCUGCAACGGGUACAAGGACGAGGAGUAUAUCGCCCUCGCCCUCGUCGCGCGUAGCAUGGAUCUCAACACGGUCAUCGUUCUGGAGCAGGAGGAGGAGCUCGACACGGUGGUCGAGACCAGCCAUAGGCUCGGCGUUCGGCCGGUGAUUGGCCUCCGGGCCAAGCUCCGCACCAAGCAUUCUGGUCAUUUCGGGUCCACCUCCGGAGAGAAGGGCAAGUUCGGGCUAACCACCACGCAGAUCCUCUCCGUAGCCCAGAAGCUCCAGCGUCUCGAGAUGCUCGAUUGUCUCCAGCUCCUGCAUUUCCACAUCGGCUCGCAGAUUCCGUCCACGACGCUCCUAGCCGAUGGCGUCGGCGAGGCAGCCCAAAUCUAUUGCGAGCUCGCGAGGCUUGGGGCGGCGAUGCGCGUGAUCGACAUCGGCGGUGGUCUCGGCAUCGACUAUGAUGGCUCUCACUCUUGUGGUUCCGACAUGUCAGUGGGUUACGGACUCGAGGAAUACGCCGGUGCUGUGGUCCGGGCGGUGAUUUCCGCCUGCGACCGGAAGCAUGUGCGCCACCCCAUCAUCUGUAGCGAGAGUGGCCGGGCUCUGGUGUCCCACCACUCGGUGCUUAUCUUUGAAGCGGUCUCAUCCAGCACCACGAAGGCUGAGCCAUUGCCGUCCAUUGGUUCCAACCUCGCUUACUUCCUGGAUGAGCUUGCGGAUGAUGCUCGGUCUGAUUACCACAAUUUAAUGGCCGCUGCCUUGGGCGGCGAGUACGAGACCUGCGCUUUGUACGCCGAUCAGCUGAAACGGAGGUGCAUCGACCACUUUAAAGACGGUGUUCUCGGCCUCGAGCACCUGGCGGCCGUUGAUGGUCUCUGCGACCUCGUGUCGAAGGAGUUGGGGGUGGCUGAUCCGGUGAAGACUUACCAUGUCAAUCUGUCGCUUUUCACCUCGAUGCCUGAUUUCUGGGCCAUCGGGCAGCUCUUCCCCAUCGUUCCAAUUCAUCGUCUCGACCAGCGGCCGGCGAUCAAGGGGAUUCUAUCCGAUCUGACAUGCGACAGCGAUGGUAAGGUCGACCGGUUCAUCGGCGGGCAGUCGAGCCUGCCGCUUCACGAGCUCGGGGGAGGAGAUGGCUUGGGAGGCGGAUACUACCUGGGAAUGUUUCUUGGAGGGGCUUACCAGGAGGCGCUCGGAGGGCUGCACAACCUGUUCGGGGGGCCGAGCGUUGUGCGGGUCUCGCAGGCCGACGGGUCGCAUUGCUUUGCGGUGACGCUGGCGGUGCCCGGCCCGUCGUGCGCGGACGUCCUGCGAGCGAUGCAGCAUGAGCCCGAGGUGAUGUUCGAGGCGCUCAAGCACCGGGCGGCGGAGUGCGCGGCCGGGGAUGCCGUGCCCCGCGCUCUCGCCCUCGCCUUCCACUCCAUGCCGUACCUCGUCUGUGCCGCCAGCGCCGCCGGCGUCUCCGCCAGCGACGGGGAGGGCACGGACGGGAUGAGCAGCGACUCGGACGGGUGCGCCGGGUGCGGCGAGGAGGAGGACGAGGAGUGGGAGUUCAUGCGCUGCUUGCACGUGUGAAUGGGCGGUCUGUUGCUGCCGCUCCAUUCAAACAUGUCAAGGCAAGUCGUGGUGGUGGUGGUCGUCGGAGUGUUUCGCGUUUUGGUGCUGUCAGCUUUUUCUUCUUCUCUCUCGUCGUAGUCGCUGUGUUAGAUUCCAAAUCUACUUUGAUUUUGGUGAUGGUGAUGCGCUCCGACCUCCUCUUGAGAAAGGGGGGGCGGUACGUGUCCUGCUUUGCUUUCUAUUCAAGUUGCUUUGCUUGUGUUA